GUCACGAAACGAACUCGGGAAGUUAUAAGCUCACACUUCUUAUAUGGGAUGUUAACAAGCCCACAGCUAAAGAAGGAGUCGGUGACAUUGAAGAGAUCAUUGCUCGCAUUCGUACGGCGGAAAGCCAGGUAGUCAAACGGAAAUCGGGUGUGCGCGACGACGAUGACGACCCUGAGGAUCGAGGAUGCCGAGUAUUGUCGGCUGUUGUGAAAGCGUUCAGAGUGGGUUCACGCACUUAUCCAAGCAGGGCACAGGAAUUGCUCGAAGCAACGGAGAAAACGAUCUCCAAUGGUAUAGACAAACUAUAUUACAAAAUUGGACGUCACGAUCCCCACCUACCAAGCUUUGCACAUGAUCAGAAUAAUAUCGUCUGGCUCGCUGGAUCCAAAGAGGCUAGUGGUAGCUACCGAUUUGGUGUCCCUAGUUUCAUGUAUCCGUUCUUGUUAAAGAUGGGUGGCGACCCUGCGCGCCUUGAAGCCGCCAAACGGCCAGCCUACCAGCCAUCCCACAAACCGUCCCAAAGGACCACUCCCCUGGCUUCAUUCCUCCCACUCUCAACGUGGUCCCAAGAUAACGCCUUGCAGUACACCAAUCCAGAUUUGCGCGCAGUUCGUCAAGCACGCACCGAGAUUACUUGCCGCGAAGUAUCUGGUGCAUGGGGUCAACUCGAGCUAUCACCCCACUACAUUGCAGUGUUUGGACAAACAGGGUGCAAGGACGCAGAUACACAAGUGUUCGGACUUGAGUCGGAGGGCGAGCCGUUUGCUCUUGAGUCGGGGUUCAACCACACCACCAAACACGUCGCAUUCGAUGCCGGAGGAAUGUUAUGGAUGGGAGGUGGCGGACGUGAUAAGCGCAUCAAAGCUUUUGAUCUCACCAACGCCCAACCC
Messenger RNA from Acaulospora colombiana, 890 nucleotides. The record is from the annotation of a GenBank genome assembly. NCBI's taxonomy places the organism in Eukaryota, Fungi, Glomeromycota, Glomeromycetes, Diversisporales, Acaulosporaceae.